This is a messenger RNA of Gryllus bimaculatus (two-spotted cricket), 7103 nucleotides long. NCBI's taxonomy places the organism in Eukaryota, Metazoa, Arthropoda, Insecta, Orthoptera, Gryllidae. The record is from the annotation of a GenBank genome assembly.
CGAAAAUGUGAACUAUAUGUUAUCACAAGAGGUACGAGCUGCUUCCGAGCCAUAUAAAGAGCAAGCACCAGCAAGCACAUUUUUUCAAUGUGCGAACCAGAGAGUAUUAUAAGAGAACCACCAAAUUGAAUUCGGCGUGCUCAGCUGGUUCAAAGCAGUGGUCCUUGUUGUCACUUGUCUUCAGAAGAAAGCGAAAAAUAUUUCGUGGAAGUGUUAUGGGCAAGGUCGAAUGUAACAAGUUCAAUAAUUUAUGAAUGAAAAUGAAAAAUCAAAUACGACCUAGAUAUGGACACGAUUAUUCAAAUUCGACACUCGUAUUCGUUGGGAGGAGCGAUUGUGUAAAAUAAAAUAUAAAGUCAUCAAAUUUCUUGGUUUUUGGCCAUGGUAAUUCCACAAAUGUUACUUGGUCAUUAGUAAAUUUCAUUAUAUAGUUGAGUUAAACAUCAAUUGCUACCUUGCUCGCGACGGUAAUCAGCUUAUUCACUGAUCACAAACGUACUUGGAGUGACUAGACACUUACUAAAUGAUAACACAUGCUCAUUAUUCCCGUAACUAAAAUAAAUACCUUACGUAAAGGUUAAUUCAGAAGUAAGCAACAAAAAAUUGAAAUUAAGACAACGAUCUCUACUGAUGACGGCAUUGAAAUAUAUUAUAGAAUCAUUCUAAAGAAUACUAUUAAACAUGAUUUGAACAUGUUAACAUCAACCCAACCAUUUUAGGUGACCGAAAGACAAGACGGUAUUUUGAAUUUGUGACAAACGGGUGUAUUAAUGCACCCAAGCACACGACCUAUCUUUGAGUAUGAGUCAUCUUUGCAUGGCGGUUUCCUGUGAUAGCAAGGAAGGAUUUGGGGGUGCUACAAUGAUAUUUUAAUUAAUGUGGACAGGAAUGGAAAUGAAACAUGUUUCUUAGAGUCUGACUGCUAAUGCGGCUGUGCUGUAUAAACAAAAGGGUUUGUGUGUCUUACGAGUGAGGUCUAUCCAUCAUGAACGAAGUAGGUGUAAGGUCUGUCAGGUCCCCUAAAUCAUCGCCAAUUACGGACGAUUAUGAAAUAUCCAAUACAGUUUUGGGACUUGGAAUAAACGGUAAAGUGGUCCAGUGUUAUGAUAAGAAAAGCAGGGAGAAAUAUGCCUUAAAGGUUUUACAUGAUUGUACAAAAGCUCGGCGAGAAGUGGAUCUUCAUUGGAGAGCAAGUGGUUGUCGUCAUAUAGUUAAUAUUAUUGAUGUGUAUGAAAACACAUAUAGUGGAAACAAGUGCCUUCUAGUUGUUAUGGAAUGUAUGGAAGGUGGUGAAUUGUUCCAGAGAAUACAAGAUCGCCAGGAUGGUGCUUUUACUGAACGUGAAGCUGCUGAAAUAAUGCGUGAAAUCUGCUUGGCUGUGAAGUAUUUGCAUGAUAUGAAUAUUGCUCAUCGAGAUUUAAAACCUGAAAAUCUACUUUAUACUAAGCCUGAUCAGACAGGCAUUUUAAAACUUACAGAUUUUGGAUUUGCAAAGGAAACCUUUUCAAAAGAUACAUUGCAAACACCAUGUUACACUCCAUAUUAUGUUGCACCAGAAGUUCUAGGCCCAGAAAAAUAUGACAAAAGUUGUGAUAUUUGGUCACUGGGUGUCAUAAUGUAUAUUCUGUUAUGUGGAUUCCCUCCAUUCUAUAGUAAUCAUGGGUUGGCUAUUUCACCAGGAAUGAAGAAAAGAAUUCGAACUGGUCAGUAUGACUUCCCUAAUCCAGAAUGGCAAAAUGUAUCCCAAGAUGCCAAGGAUUUAAUUAGAGGAAUGUUGUGUAUUGACCCUACUAAACGUCUGACAAUUGACCAAGUGACUCGCAAUAAAUGGAUUGCACAAUAUACAGAGGUUCCACAGACACCACUUCAUACUGGAAGAGUUUUAAGAGAAGGAGAAGAUUUGUGGCCAGAGGUACAGGAAGAAAUGAUGAGGUCUUUAGCUACCAUGCGUGUAGACUAUGACCAAGUCCACAUCAAAGCGUUGGAUAACAGCAACAAUCCUUUGCUCAAUAAGAGGCGCAAGCGGGGUACUGCAGAGACUGCUGGAGGUGCUCAGUAAUAUUUGUUGUAGUUUUUGAUGUCGUGUUUCAUGAUGAUCUGACGUAUCAGAAUAAUUUGUACUGCAAUGACUAUUGGAAGGACAUAAGAAGCAGACUAGAUGCACUGCAUCUCUAUAGUAAAGAGGAUUGCAACCUCAGGACGGAACUUCUAAUUACCAGAAAGAAGGAGUUCAAGACCAUGAUCUUUUAAACAGAAAUCAAAGUGUUGGUAUUCAGUUCAAAACAUUCUCUGGUCUUGUUCCAGGGAAUGAAACUCAGCAGUGUAUAUACUGUGUUGUAUACAUCUUGUUGAAUAUGAAAUUAUAAUGUAUUUUUACAAAUGCUUUUAAUUAUUUAUUAGUUAUAAAUUAUUAUAUUUCACAUUCAUGGCGUAGGAUAGCAGCGCAUCUCAUUUCAUUAACAAAUUUUUGCUAAAAUAACGUAGUAUUGUUCAGUAUUUGAAAGAAACGUAGAGUAUUGAAAUGAGAUCUACACAGUAUAAAUAUAUUGUGAAGGGAGAUGGUAUGAUAAUAACGCAGUUCUGUCCAGCAUUGUGAAAUAAAGAGUUGUGCUAUUUUAUUCCUGUUAUUAAAUGUUGUAUUAGAAGUCCCGUACUUGUACAUAUUUUAUUAUAAUAAUAUUUACAAUGAAAAGUGCAUUUUAUUGUUGAGUGCAUGAUGAAUGACUAGUAACUUUUUAACAUUAGAACGCCUAGAGUUGUUGUUUUGAUGGUUACAUCAUAUUGAAGAACUGAUGUACAACAUGUUCACCUUUCGCUCCAUCCUUUGAUGUGCUUACUAACUUCUUUCUUUUCAUCAGCUUUUGUAGCAGUCUUUGCAAAUAUAUAUUUGCUAUUUAUAAUUGUGUUUUAUCCACAACUGGUUGGUAUUUGCUGAUAACAUCAGUAAUUAUAUGUUGCAAUACUUGCAACACUUUUGCCAAAGAUUGAGUUUAUGAUUUAAACAUUUUUUAACAAGUUGUUGUAGGUUGCCCCUAGAGGUUCCCUUCAAAAUAGCCAUUGUGGGGUUUUCUAUCCACCACUUAGGGUGCCUCUGACAAUCACUAGCUCAUAGCUUUUGUUUUAUUUCUUUUGUUGAUCAAGAACUGUGCAAGGCAGUUUUACUAGUCAUUUUGAUAAGUUUAGUAAUUGAAUAUGGAGCAGUAUCGAUUUUCUUUGAACAGUAUGAAGCAUUUAUAGUUUAUUUCUGCUCAUUGGAACAUUUCUAGUUUAAUGUUUCCGUUUGUUCCUUGUAAUAUCAAGCAAUCAAGGGGAUAGCUUUAUCAUUUUCAAAAAGUCUCUGCAAUGACAUGUCAAACUUGCCAUUCAACACCAUAUGUAUAUGAGGAUUAAUAAUGCCAUGUGGCAAGUUAAACAUGUCGUUGUAAAGAAACUGAAUUUGCCAUUUCCAGUUGUUAAAAAUGUGCAACUUUUUUGAAUGACAACGCUAUUCGUUUUAUUGCUUGAAAUUGUAAGGAACAAACUGGAAACAUAAAACCAGAAGUGUUGGGAUGAGUGAAAGAUAACUAUGCUAAAUAACUGUUAAUAAGAAAAUGGGUACAGGGCAAAUUCAAAUAUUAAACAACAAAAUCACUCAGUCAAGACUUCCUGGCAAACAUGUUGUCCUAUACAAGUGAAACUCGCUGAGACCAAAAAUGGUGUUUUGAGAUCAAAGAAGUUGAAGAUUUGGUUAAAUGUGUAUAAACAAUAUCUUUUGCUUCACCAGAAAUAACGCCUGUGUUAUUUUUGAAAACACACUUUAAUAUGUAAUAUUAUUUUUAACCCAUUAGCUACUAUCCCUUGAAAGUCUGGAUAAAAAUUGCCAAUUUUCUAAGAUAGUGUUUUAUUGAACCAUAAUAAUCAUGAUAAUUUGAUGUCAAAAUUUUUUUAUCGUAUCUGUGGAAUGCUCAGUGGUACAUAGAGCACAUUGGAUUGAUUGAGUUUUAUAAACAAAUCAAAAAAAUUAAAUAGAUGAGUGUUCAUAUUAUUUUAAAGAAGAACGACAUUUGGUUGAAAAGUAGCCUCUUUCUAGAUGCAACUAUUUAGAAAUUAUCAAAAUUUGAAUAUAACUUAAAAUCCAAUAGAAAAUUUAGCAGUAUUGCUAGGUUGAUAAAUCACUUACUGGAUAACUCUAACAAACCUAAGAACAUACAAAAUAAAAUUUUAUAUUGCAAAAAGCAUACCAGUAAAGAAACUGAGAAAUUCGUGCAUAAAUUGUCCAAGGAAAAUAUUGUAUGGUCCACACAUAAUCCAUUCUGUCUGCACCAUUAAUAGGUUAAGAUCAAAAUAAAAACAAAAAAACAUAAAUGGAUUUUUUCCUGAUUUCACUGUUCUGAUAGUUACUUAAAAAAGGGUGAAAAUGGUAAUUUAGUACACCUGAACUCCAGAAUUUCAACUAUUUCACUAAACAAAAGAAUAGAAAAUAUGUAUGGUUAUGAUUAAAAAACUUAAAAAUGGACAGGUAUUUCACUGGCGAUAUGAGUUUGAAAACAAAGAUUUAUUGAGUGAAUGAGUUGAUUUAUUUUCAAUUUUUUCUCAAGGGAAGAAUAUUAGUCUGUGCUUCAAGAGAUGCAAUCUAUUUUUGUGCAUUUUAUGUAACUGUGCAGGCGUUCUAGUGUUGAAUCUUCUGUAACAGACAAUAAUGGCUAACCUGUUAUUUAGUUGGACAGUCCUGGUAUCACCUGUAUCUUCUCCCUGUGUCAAUCACUUGGUGCUUUGGAUAUAAUUUUUUUAAAUUUAUUGCACCAACCUUAGGUACAUUAGGAUGAACUUGCUCAUUAUAUCUAUGGUGGACAGGGAAAGAGAGUUGAAUAAGUGAAGUGAAAAAAAUAAAAAAAAAAGUGAAGAAAUGAGUUAUGGACACUGGUGUAUAGAUAUUGGUCAUGUAUUUUCCUGGAACAAAGAGUUCAGUAAAUAUACAAAAGUGAAAUAUUUAUACUUUUAAUAUAUUUGUAGCAUUCAUUCAGUUUAUCUCUGUUCUUGCAAAAGAUAAAAAUUUAAACUCUUUGCCCUACUCCUGUAAAGUAUAUGUCAAGUGACUUAACUGCCUUUUGCUGGCCACCACAGAUUUAUCUAUUUGACAUUUGACUGCCACACAUGGCACAAACUGUGACAAUGUUUUCCUCCUCUUAUAGUCUUUCCCUGGCUUUUUGUGAUAGUGUAUGCUUUGAAAACUGAAAUUUUUGAAAAUAUUACUCAACAAAAGUAAUGUUUGGAUUAUUCUACUACUUGUGCUACAAAAGUUGUAUUUUUUCCUCUAUAAAUGUUCUAUAUCUUGUUUAAAUGAAAAUUUAAAAAAAAUUCUUAAAGUGUUUCCCAUUUGGCCCAUUACAGUUAUACAAGUGUCUGUCUAAAACUAUUCUUUUAGGGUUUUAUUUAAAAGUACAUUGCUCACUCGCAUAACAGAUGCAGUGAAAAUUUAUGAUGAAAUCAUAUACAUAAUGAUUUAUGUACUUGGCUGCAUGUCUGGCAUUGAUAUUGUAUAUUUUGGAAUACAGUUCUUGGUAUCCAGUGCACAUUUUGCAGCUAUCAUACUAUCAAGUACUCUUGCAAAGGUAGCUCCUCAGGUAUUUUUCAGAUUUGAAAAGUGUUUUUCGAGGGUAGUAUUCUUUGUGUGAUGUAAUUUCUGUUUUACUCUUUCUUGCAUGAUGUAUGGUUAUUAAGAUUUAUAUGGUUUGUGAAUCUUACUCUCAUAAUGUUUGCAUUUUAUAUGGAUGUUCUUGAAGUUUCUAAAAUUGUAAGGACAUAUACUUUAAAAUGAUCUUAAAAACAGUACAGCAGUGUAUUUUAAAUUUAAACUUUAGUCAUUUCAAUGAAUUACUUUUGUAUUUCUAGUUUAACCACCAAGAAAGCAAUCUAGCAUUAAGUGCUGAAUGCACAUGAACCUUUCAAAGGUCUUUGUGAUCUAAGUAUAGUAAAUGCACGAUAGUAUUUUAAAUUGAAACUUGUAGUCAUUUCAGUGAAUUCCUCUUGUAUUUUUAGUUUUAGCCCUCAAGGAAAGGAACGUAGUGCUAAGUAUCAGUUCCUGAUUUUAUGAAAUUAGAAGAAAUAAUAUCUAGGAGUACAAGUGCAGCUGAGGUUUAAUGGGAUCUAUUAGCAAUGUGCUUUCUGAUGAGAUUGUUUUUUCUAUGGUGUAGUGGACAAUAUUCAAAGUUUUGCUUAAGGGCUUAUCAGAAAUCACUUCUGCAAAUACCUAAUUGAACCCCUGCAGCUGUGGGGAUACACAAUUGGGGGAGAUAAAAUGUAUUAACUAUUUGUUAAGAGUUUGUUUCUUUUUGCAAAGGAAGCCACAUUUUGCAAUACAUUGCAGGCAACUUGUGCUCAAGGGAACAUUUUUAAAGAUACAGGUAUAUAUCUUAUGUCAGAGAGAUUAUCUGUUUUUAUUUUCCUUCCAAAGAAUGCAAUAAAUUUUUUUUUUCUUGACAAGUGCUAUAUUUUAUAUGUGAGUGACAUUUCACUUAUUUCAAGAUGAAGAGCUCAUGUGUGCUACUUAAAAUGAAACAUUCUAAGUGAGAGCAUUAAAUUGAUGCUGAACAAAGACUUACUUUGUAAAUGAAAACCUUUCAUAGAUGGUAUAAUUAAAGUAUAGUUAUUGGAUUCGAAGUGUGUAAAUAAUCCAAAUAUUUAGAUUUUCCACAAAAAAAGGGGGGAGAUGAGUAAAACGUAUGUAAAAUUUCAGCAUAAACUGCUUACAUGUUCAAGUUGUUAGGAAAUGUACAAUGUGCGGGGAGGUAAGUUAUUAAUGGAGGGAUACAAUGCUCAGGACUCCAAACAAUGUUUUUUGUUUCUUGUAAUAUUGCAAGCGGCCAAGAAUAUUACAUACUUGAUUGUAUGACUAUGUUUUCUUCUUUACUGGGUAGAAACUAUCUUUGAUGAUAGAAAAAUAGACCAAGAAGUUUCAUGUAUGAGGGAGAAAGAAACAAUUUGAAAAUAUUAUUUUUUUAUGUAAUAAACAUGUUAAAACCUGGUUGUGAAAGAUGAAUAGAACGUACAGAUACAUUUUAAACUUUACAGUGAAGACAAAUUCACAUUAUUCUACCAGUAUGUUGUCACUGCAUCUAUGUUAG